AUGGAUGAGCAGGAGCAAAUUCACGACGUAGUGCGCAAGGCCACGGUUAUUGGCAAACGUAAAACUGAGGAGCCACGGAAACAACAUCAACAACAACAUCAGAAUCGCCAUCAACGACAGCAGCAGCAGCAGCAUGAGCAACGAUAUGAUGAUACGGCAGCUGCUGAUUUGUCGCAGUUCUCAUUGGGAGACGCCGGAGGUGAGGAGAGUCCACCGCUGAUUUCUCCGGGAGCCUCCUUUCGCUCCUCCUCCCCAUCGCUCUUCACUGAAGGCAUGGAGCUUCCGAUAGUGCUGGCGUCCCACUCGACCACCGCAAGGCAGCAAAAGCAAGAAGCUCUGGACCAGCAGCAAAACGGGCACGGGGGUGGGGCCUUCCCGAUGGAUGCUCUCCGCUCUGCCUGCGAACGCAUGGGCAAAAUCCUUGACCGCCAGGAGGAGUCCUUUCGCGAGGUCGACGAGUAUGUUCGGCACAACUCCGUGCUCUCCCUUGACAAGGAACAACCGCGGUGGCCACAGAACCACCACCCCCACCACCACCAGCAGCAGCAGCAGCCGGGGGAGGAGAAGGGCGGCCGUGCUAUUGUGUGGGAACUUUCGCGGCCAUGCAGCCACAAGCGGUCACAGAUAUUGGCGGAUGAUCGCUCCAUGACGGUGUCGCCGACGUCCUUCACGCCGCGCGCCCACUCGGUCACGCUGUGCCGCCCCACCUCCAUUCCGCCCGUCUCGUUCCACGAGAUGACGCCGGAGGAGGAGGCGGAGGUGCUGGAGCAGCUCGAACAGCAGCACGCGGAGGUGGAGGAGGUGGGCUCGCCGAUGAUCGUGGGCGACAUCCCCAUGCAGCAGCCGGUGAGCGGCAACGCGGCGCAAGAUGCGUCGCCCGUGUCGUGCGUCUCCAUCUCCUCCGUCGCGUCGCCGAUGGGGGCGACCACGGCCAUGCCGCUCGCCGCCGCGUCGAUACCGUGGGCAGACAGCGUCACGGUGUCGCCACUCUCGCGGCCGCUCUCCGCGUGGUUCGAGAGCCCGCAUUCGAUGUACCUCACGCGCCGCGACACGCAUGGCGUGUCGACGACGGGGGUGUUGACGCCGACACCGUUGCAGCUCCCGCCGGGGAACGGGGUUCAGUUUCAGCUGCGCAACUCCUCCUCGUCUUCGCCGCCAAGCCGUCUCGGCCUAGACUUGUCGUCGUCGGCGUUUACGUGUAGCUUUUCUGGGGUGUUUGACGCGAGCGCUGGUCGGACACCGAAGUACUCGCAUCCCCAUACACCCAUGCAACAGCACCACAUACAGCAGCGGCAGCCUUUCUCCGUCUCGAGGCCGUUAGGCAGUUCCAGCGAAGCGAUACCGACGUACUCCGUCAGCGCAGAUUCGGCUAUUCACAGCGGGAACGAUCUGGAGAGCGGCGAGGAGAGCGUCACCGUCGCGUCACCAUCACUGGCGGACGCUGCCACUGCCCCAGCAGCAACAACAACAACAACAACAGCAGAGCCAGUCACUACUUCAUCGCCAGGCGUGGCUGCACCGCUGCCCGCUGCUCGUGUGCCGCCUGUUCACAUUAUGGGGCGGCCGCCGCCGGUGCCGCAGAGAGUUCCGUCGCCCCCCACCUCCCCGCUGCUGGGCUCCCGCUCCCCAUUGGACACGUCCUUCCACUCAGUGGAUGACGAGUAUGAGCCCUUCUUCAACGACGACGACGACGACAACAACAAGGAAGAGGGAACAUAUGGUGAUGGCAACGUCGUAGCGUUGCACCAUCACUGCAGACAGCGCCUCUUCAGCCCGUCGCUGUCGCGCUGGCGCAGCUCACGACGGAACGGCACACGUGACACGACGAAGCGACGUAAGCAUGCGGGGGACACCACGUGGGACAUGUCGUCACGGCUGCAGGAGCUGGAGCAGAUCCGAUUAACCAACCACGAGGCGCUAGAGGGGCGCGAGCUGCAAAGUAUUGCCGCUUCGGAGGUGGAUGUGACGCCAGAGACACCGCCGAUACGGGGCGGGCGGCGGCACCGGCACCGCAGCAUAUCGCAGAACGAGCUGCAGGAGAUGGAUGUAGCGCGGGUGUUCAUUCUGUCGGACAGUAAGGAUGACGACAAGGUGGACAACCACCACGGAGCUCUUCCGCACCAGCAACACCAGCAUGAGGAGGAGCAUGAGGAUGCGGAGGAGGAGGAAGAAGAAAAGGAGCAACCAAAACCGGGAGAGGUGACCACUAUGCCGCCUUCAUCACUGCUGCAGAAAGAAACACAUAGUAAGAGACGCUGCACUGUCCCCCCGCUGAAUGUGCUUCAGAUAUCGCUAGCUAUGAGAAGCCCAGGUGGUGCUGCCUCGGCUGGCGUCUGUGAAAGCAAUGACGAGAAGGAGGAAACAGUGAGCCGCCUCACUGGUCUAACCUGCGAGCGGUACGCACCCGACUCUUCACCAGCGAAGUCUGCGGCGGACAGCGACGCCGUGUCGGUGCCUGCCGACGAGGGUGCGGAGGAGAACACCCACGGGGGGAGCCCGACCAGCAGCCAUCUUUCCACGAGCGAGCGGCGGUGUUUACGCCUGAGAACACCAACGGCAACGCCACGUGUGCUGCUGAAGCGCACGCCACGCUCAACAGCGCUGCCGCGCCAGCGGGCGUUGUUGGCGCCGUGGGUGCACAACCUCCCACUACGCCGCCGCAACGAAGCGAUGAUGAGACUUGCCGCGUGUGGCAGUUCGCGCGGUAGGGGAGAGGGGCUUAUGGGUGCGUCGCCGCCGCCGCCGGCACCGGGGUAUCCUGAGGCCGAUGGCCGUGACUACACGUACCGGUCACGACGGCGGCGACGGAUUGUGGUACCGAAGCCCCCAAGUGGAAGUAGGAGCAACAGCGUUGUGCUGCGCCGCAGCAAUAGCAUAAAUAACGGGGUUACACCCGUGCCGUCACCCAUGAAGAUGACUGCCGCCGCCGCCGUGAGCAGCAGUGCCUGCACAGGAGCAGCAGCAGCAGCAGGAGGAGGAGGAGGCAGGGGAUGGCCGCACGACGGAUCAACGGCAAUGUGCCGUGAAGGCAAAGCAGGCGAUGAGCCCGUGCAUCCGCCGUCUCCGUCUGCUCAGCACAUUACAACUACCGGUACUUCGUCGUCGCCAGCAGCAACACUAGUAACAGCAUCUCUGUGUGUGUCGGUUGAGCGGCAUCGCUCACGCAGCCGGAGUCUUCGCGCGCCUGGCUGCCCAUCGUCCGGUCAUACACAACCCAAGCAAGGCAGCGUGCGACCGGCUGCUGGGAAGACGCAGCCAACACCAGGCGGCCGUCGCAAAGCGCCGAAAAACAGCAUACUGAGUGGCGGCAGCACGUUCUUCUCGCAGCCACGCGCAACGCGCCAUCCAGCCAGCAACACCACGGCGUUCGGCACCCAGCUCUUGAUGCACUCGUCCUCCUCACCAUCGUAUUUAUUGGAGAUGCAUGCACGCGGCGGUGCUGUUGCUGCUGGCUGUAGCGGCGGUAGUGUUAUUGGCUCUCUGGACGUAAGCGACGACCGCGACGAGGCGCUGUGUGUGGCACACGACGCCGCCAAGUUGCACACCCACCGGCUAUUCUCCGACGCUUCGCACAGUACCUGCAGCUCGACGCCCCCACCGCCACCGCCACCGCCGCCGCCACGCCGUUUGACUGCUGGGUUUCUCGACUGGUCACCGACGGUGUCGCCGUCACGCGCAAAGACGCAGAGCAGGCAAAGACCGGACUUUUUCUUCCCCACGGUGGCGGCACGCCCUGUGGAAUCCGCGUUGGCCCCCUCUCGCUACGCCGUUUUUGGCGACUCGGCCUUGGUGAGCGAUGUCAGUGCUGCAGGCGAGGGGCGGCGCGGUGCAGAGUUGUACGGCAAGCCCGCACUAUAUAAAGGAAUACCGGCCACGAAGAAGAAAAGAGCACAUCGUAAUAGUGGUGGUGGUACUGCUGCUGCUGCUGCCGCUGCUUCCCCAGCUACGGGGACUACACGAGGCGGCUCGUCUCCCUGGAGGAAGUCAAAGCCCUCAUCGGUGUCCCCUGUGGCUGCAACACGGUCAUACAUUGUUCAUGGUGCAGGACGGGCGAGACCUCCCGCGGCUUCUACGCCUUCAGUGUCACCAACGUUGCCGAAAAAGGCCCAACACGUCGCAUGGAGUGGCACUGCCGAAAACGCCGUCUUUCUGCACGAAUGGAGGCGGCGGCAUUGCUCAUUUACGCGGUGUGGCACCGAGCUGUGCAUAUCACCGCAACGCUUUUCACGCCUGUCAACCGCACCGUCGUGA
Trypanosoma grayi is the source of this 4251-nucleotide messenger RNA. RefSeq lists its product as hypothetical. The coding region runs from base 1 to 4251 and encodes 1416 amino acids. The record is from RefSeq and is a predicted model, not a curated record. NCBI's taxonomy places the organism in Eukaryota, Euglenozoa, Kinetoplastea, Trypanosomatida, Trypanosomatidae. The transcript has a single exon.